UGACAAAAGUUGAGCAACCUUCGAUGGAAAAAGUACUUGAGGUACACGCUCUCUACAUUGAGGAAUUAAAAAGGUCGGCACCGAGUAAUGAACUACUGCACCCAAGUGGCGGAUCACUUAGGAGAGGUCAUUCGGAGGUCAUGGCUGAGGGGGACAUUCGCAUUCACGUAGAAUCGUCGAAGCUGCUGAGUUUGGCGACGAUUAAGCGACGAUCAGUCUUAAACCUCAACCAAAUGUCAAGUCCGGAAGCCCUCACAGAUAUAACUCUUGAUGGACUCAAAUUACUUUCAAGAGGUAAAGUGAGAGACGUCUACGAGACCUCAGACCCUACCGCCUUGCUCUUUGUGGCAAGCGAUCGCAUCUCGGCUUACGAUGUUGUCCUUAAUAAUGGAAUCCCAAACAAAGGAGAAAUCUUGACAAAAAUGUCCCUUUUCUGGUUUGAAAAGUUGAAAGAUGUCAUUCCAAACCAUUUGAUCACGGCUGAAGUGGAUGAGAUGCCGGCAGAUGUUCAAGUCCACGCGAAUGUCAUUCGUGGUCGGUCCAUGCUUGUCAAGAAAGCCAAGGUCCUUCCAUUGGAGGCCAUUACCCGUGGUUAUAUUACAGGAUCCGCUUGGGCAGAGUACAAGUCCAAGGGAACAAUGCAUGGAAUUAAGUUGCCAGAAGGUCUAAGAGAAUCACAAAAAUUACCCGAGCCGGUUUUUACACCUUCUACAAAGGCAGAAGCCGGGCAACACGAUGAGAACAUCCACCCCGACGAAGCUAAACGUCUCGUGGGUGCUGCUAUUUAUGAACGCGUAUCCUCUGCUGCUUUGGAGCUGUACACGCGUGCAGCAGAAUACGCCAAAACCAGAGGUGUCAUCAUCGCUGACACCAAGUUCGAGUUUGGGCUCAUUCCUUCCCAGGACUCAAACUCGCCUUUUGUUCUCGAAGGACAACCGAUGGAGGUGAUCCUCGUGGAUGAAGUGUUGACACCAGACUCUUCUCGUUUUUGGCCAGUCGAUGGCUAUACCGAGGGAAAGUCACAGGCUAGUUUCGAUAAACAAUAUCUACGUGACUGGUUGACCAAAGUUGGAUUUGUUAAAGGACUAGAGAAGGGGCCCAAUGGCCAGGGUUGGACAAUAGAUACAAAUGUGGUCUCCGAGACGCAACGCCGCUAUGAAGAAGCCUUAAACCGGUUGACAGAUGGCCGUAAC
Messenger RNA from Acaulospora colombiana, 1193 nucleotides. The record is from the annotation of a GenBank genome assembly. Lineage: Eukaryota; Fungi; Glomeromycota; Glomeromycetes; Diversisporales; Acaulosporaceae.